UUUGGACCCACUGUUAUGAGGAAUUGCAUUGAAUUCCCCAUUACUGUUUUCACACUUGUGACAAUCUGCUUCGUGCAUAUCUUUUAUGACAUUUUUAUAUUUGAUGUGAGUUCCUUUCUUCUCUAUUGCCCACCAAAAGUCUUCUCUUGACACUAGUGUAUGCCUUCUCAGGGUCAAUAAACCAUUAUGUAUAGAUGUUCCUUGCUUCCUAUAGCUUUUCAUCUUCCUUUUAGCAAAAAUAAGGCAUCUGUUGUGGAGUGGAUUUACUGGGCGUAACUUUCGAAUUGAUUUUUUGUCAUCUGGUAGUUGUAGUACUGCUCCAGUAGUUUCUGCUCCUUUGAUUUCUGUUGUUAUUUAUUGCCUUGUACUUUGACUAUCAUAUUAUUUUGUUUUAGUUACUGUCGUGUUACUAUCUGCAAUUUCUUGUACUUCUUUUUUCUGGACUGCUUUGGACUAUUUUUUCCUUUGAGCUGAUCGUCUAUCAGAAACAGCCUCUCUAUCUCUGAGGUAGGGGUAAGGUUUGGGUACAUUCUAUCCUCAUCCCGGAGACCCUACUGUGUGGGAUUAUACUGGGUAUGAUGUUGUUGUUAUAGAGUUCGUAAGUUUAUGUUUCAUCACUCUUCUACUGCUAAGGUGUUUCUUCUGUGAUUUCUCUUAUUCUCGUCAACUUUUAAAUUUAAAGUGCGAACUUUAUUUAUUUUCUUCGUUGAUUCUUCAUAGUUAUGGCUGGUAGAAACCGUAUGCCCCGUCAACCUGAUAACUACCGAGGAUUCCGUGAUGGGCCACCACCACCACGGGUUAUUAUGCAGCGAGGACCAGGGCCCCUCCCUCAUCCAGCGGCCCUUGAAGAGGAACUAGAGCUCCAGCAUAGGGACAUGCAGAGAUUGCUUGCUGAUAACAGACACGUGAUUGAUGAGAAUGUGAUGCUUGAAAGAGAAUUAACAGCUAUAAAAGAUGAAAUGCAUAGAUUAAGUCAGGUCAUUCCCAAAAUGCAUGCUGAUCACGAGGCACAAGUAAGAGAGUAUAUUGACAGAGGAAUGAAGUUAGAGGCUGAUCUUCGAUCUACUGAGCCUCUAAGGUUAGAGGUAAUCCAAUUGAGAGCUGAAUCUCAGAAGCUAAGUGCUUUGCAGAAAGAAUUAUCUGCUCAAGUUCAAACUCUUACCAAGGAUGCUAAUCGACUACAAACUGAGAAUAAGCAACUGUCAACUUUGAAGACUGAUAUUGAUAAAAUGCAGAAAGAAUUGGUGGAAGCAAGGAGACAAAUUGAAUAUGAGAAGAAAGCAAAUACGGAGCUGGUGGAACAAAAUCAAUCUAUGGAGAAGAAUCUCAUUUCAAUGGCUCGUGAAAUUGAAAAGCUGCGAGCAGAGAAACUUGGACGUGGCCUUGGUGUAGGAGCCUAUGGCAUGAUGAAUGGAAGCCCUGAGAUGAGAUAUCCCGGCAGUGCAUAUACUGAUCCACACAGUGGUGGUUGGGGUUCAUACGACCAUCGUGGUCCGCCCAGACGUUAGAGUCCCCCUAUAUAUAAUGUGAACAAUUGAAGCGAAAUGUUAUGUGAGGUGUUCUCCCUCUUUAGAAAUGUAAAAACUUUAUGAAACAAUUUACGCUUUGAAACCAAUAUUUUCCGGUAGGACCUUGGGCUUGAGAAACAAAUCUUUGAUAAACAUCUGAAGAAUGUGGUUGUUUCAUACUA
Capsicum annuum is the source of this 1690-nucleotide messenger RNA. Its product is annotated as protein FLX-like 3. NCBI's taxonomy places the organism in Eukaryota, Viridiplantae, Streptophyta, Magnoliopsida, Solanales, Solanaceae. The transcript has 3 exons. The record is from RefSeq and is a predicted model, not a curated record. The coding region runs from base 723 to 1508 and encodes 261 amino acids.